Mercurialis annua (annual mercury) is the source of this 1777-nucleotide messenger RNA. RefSeq names its product serine/threonine-protein kinase AFC2-like. The record is from RefSeq and is a predicted model, not a curated record. The transcript is spliced from 13 exons. Lineage: Eukaryota; Viridiplantae; Streptophyta; Magnoliopsida; Malpighiales; Euphorbiaceae. Gene Ontology annotation, molecular function: ATP binding; protein kinase activity. Gene Ontology annotation, cellular component: nucleus. The coding region runs from base 173 to 1492 and encodes 439 amino acids. Gene Ontology annotation, biological process: protein phosphorylation.
UCAUAACCUUACCAUAGUUAGAUUCCGGGUCUAUCUAACCAGGUAUAGUAAACCAAGCAAUGAACGGUUUAGAUCAACUCCAAAGAACGAGCUAGGGUUGGGAAAUUGAAAAAUCAUUCCUGUUUAGAUCAAGAUCAAGAUCAAUCAAUCAAUUAAAUUAGGGGUUUUUUUAAUGAAUUAUUAUCAGAUGGAGAUGGAUUACGUUACUCAAUUUCCUCAUAAUCAUAUGGAUCGUCGUCCCAGAAAAAGGGCAAGAUUUGCUUGGGAUAUUCCCCAAUCUCAAUCUCAUCCAAAGGUUCAGUCAGGAUUGUAUUAUGGGCAAGAGAUUGGAAAUGGAACAAGCACUGGACCUUCAAGGGUACUCCCGGACCAUUCUAAUCUAUUUGUAAAGGGAUUGGCUCAAAAAGGCUCUCCCCCAUGGCGAGACGAUGACAAAGAUGGACAUUACAUGUUUGCUCUCGGGGAGAAUUUAACCUCUCGCUAUAAGAUCCAGAGAAAAAUUGGUGAAGGAACCUUCGGUCAGGUUUUGGAAUGUUGGGAUAGGGAGGCAAGGGAGAUGGUUGCCAUAAAAGUUGUGCGAAGCAUAAAGAAGUACCGUGAAGCAGCAAUGUUGGAAAUUGAUGUGCUCCACUUGCUUGGGAAGUACGACAGAAAUGGGGUUCGUUGUGUGCAAAUACGAAACUGGUUUGAUUACCGUAACCAUAUAUGCAUUGUCUUUGAGAUGCUUGGACCAAGCUUGUAUGAUUUUCUUCGCAAAAAUAAUUAUCGCCCAUUUCCAGUUGAUCUCGUCCGCGAGCUGGGCAGGCAACUAUUGGAAUGUGUAGCAUUCAUGCAUGAUUUACACCUCAUCCACACUGAUUUGAAGCCAGAGAACAUACUUUUUGAGUCUCCAGACUAUAUUAAAAUACCAGACUACAAGGUUCCAUCAAACUUGCUUGCUGAUGGGACCUAUUACAAGAGGUUGCCAAAGUCAAGUGCCAUCAAGGUUAUUGAUUUUGGUAGCACAGCUUAUGGGCAUCAUGAGCACACUUAUAUUGUCUCGACUCGGCAUUACCGUGCACCUGAGGUUAUUCUUGGGCUCGGAUGGAGCUACCCAUGUGAUAUAUGGAGUGCUGGUUGUAUUUUAGUUGAACUCUGCUCAGGAGAAGCAUUAUUUCAGACUCAUGAAAACUUAGAGCACUUGGCCAUGAUGGAGAGGGUUUUGGGACCAUUGCCACAGCACAUGUUGAGAAGAUCAGAUCGGCAUGCAGAGAAGUAUGUUAGAAGGGGUAGAUUGGACUGGCCAGAUGGUGCAACUUCUCGAGAAAGUAUCAAAGCUGUUAUGAAGCUACCUCGCCUUCAGAAUAUAGUAAUGCAGCAUGUAGAUCACUCAGCUGGGGAUAUCAUUGAUCUUUUGCAAGGUCUCCUUAGGUACGAUCCCUCCACUAGACUAACGGCACAUGAAGCCCUAAGGCAUCCGUUCUUUACGAGGGAUCAUUACAGAAGAUUCUGAACAUACUACAUGAUGUUUGCUGAUGAUGAAUUGGUUUAUCUGACAACUGGAUUCACCUCUGAGUUACCCGUUUCCAACGGACACCGAGUUACUUACCUUACGGUCUUCAUCCCCCAAGAAUACUAGAGGGAAACAUACCCUUUGCGAAGGGUUGAAGAGGGCUAGCCAGGUUUUUGAGGCAUUUUGUAUAUCUAUCAUGUUGAGACUUUGUAUAUAAUCUGUUGUAAUGAGAAGUUUGUCCUCCAUUUUUUAUUCCAUGAUUAUAAUGUCAGUAUUAUUACAGUA